Molecule: messenger RNA, 6043 nt
Organism: Coregonus sp. 'balchen'
Lineage: Eukaryota; Metazoa; Chordata; Actinopteri; Salmoniformes; Salmonidae
Source: the annotation of a GenBank genome assembly
GUCCACCUGUCAGUAUCCCAGGCGUUGGCAGAAAACAGACCGGGGGUGGUGCUAGUGAGCACCAUUAUUACCCAUGGCAUUUCCUACCCACACAGCGUGAGGUACAGUACAAGAGGCCAAACAAACAAACAUAUCCAACAGAUAACCAUUUUGUUUAACACAAAGUUCCUGAUGUAAAGGUGUUGUGCAUGUUGUUUAUGUCACAAAAAGAAAUGCACUUUCAGUAUUUUAUGUAUUAUUUCAUUGAGCUUAUUUCUAAUGGUAUCCUUUGUUUAUUCAUACCUGAGUUAGUAUUGGCAGUUGCUAAGUAUCACCGUUUUGCCUCAUUCAGCACAGCCAAAGAGGUGGAGGCCAUAGUAAGGGGGAGGGUUCAUGUAAGGUUGUCCUCAGAACUUGACUACCUAGCCCAGAGUAAGACGUCGCUGAAAGUGUCCCGACAAGACCUGCCCUAUGCCAUCAGUAAGGUGAGACACCUGUCCACCUGUCAAGGUUUGGACAAACAACUAAAAAGUCAGUCAAUUUAGUCUUAUUCAGUUUGAACACCUUGCUUGCCGGACUGUUGUGUGUGUGUGUGUUCAGGGUAUCUGUGGUGGCACCACUGUACCAGGCACCAUGAUAGCAGCAUACAGAGCUGGCAUCCCUGUCUUUGUCAACUGACUCAAAAUGGCUGUUAUUUAGUCAGGAUCAUUAUGAGCUGAUAAUAAGACACUAUAAGGAGUCUUAAAUCUUACACUGUCGUCAAUUUUACAAUGUAUUAUAACUGCUUCAUAAUGUUUUAAAGCUGUCUCUUUCUCCUGGCCUACAACGGGUCCUCUGUCCUUGGGUCUACAGAGCGGCCUGCUAUUGGCUGUGCCCAUCCCUGAGGAGCAUGCAGCAGCCAGCCAACAGAUUGGGGACGCUAUACAGGCUGCACUGGCAGAGGCCAUGUAAGGAAUGCAUUAGGCUCAAAAUAGAACAUAAUAUGAUUUUUCAUAUUGGCUGUAGUUGAAUUCCUAUGUUUUUGGAUAUGUCUUUUGCUUACUUAGGUAUUUGAUAGUCAUAUUGUGUUUUGUCAGUAUCGCUAUAGAGCCCCAUUCACUGAGCACUUAGUAAUUUGGUUCUCAUGGUCUGUCUGUGCUUGUGUUGUUUUUCUGAACGGUUAUUUCCUGAUCUCUAUAUAGCUGCUUGCAUGGCUGACAUCACAGGAAGUCUCCUUAUCAGAGUCUCUUUGUUGUUGCGCUGACAUGAGAAGAAAAUUUAAGUUUCAGUAUUUCACCUUAGUGGCACGAUUAGCUCUCUGUUGCCUUCUAUUUCCCCCUCUAGUGCUAAAGGUAUUAGAGGAAGAGAUGUGACGUCCCCUUCAUCCUUCAAAAGGUCAACGAAUUGACCAGAGGAAAGUCCCUAAUAAUCCACCAAUAAACCGAGGUAGAGAGAGAGAGGUGGAGAGAGAGAGAGAUGGAGAGAGAGAGGUGGAGAGAGGUAGAGAGAGGUGGAGAGAGAGAGGUAGAGAGAGAGAGGGAGAGAGAGAGAGGUGGAGAGAGAGAGAGGUAGAGAGAGAGGUAGAGAGAGAGGUAGAGAGAGGUAGAGAGAUGAGAGAGAGAGAGAGAGAGAGAGAGAGAGAGAGAGAGAGAGAGAGAGAGAGAGAGAGAGAGAGAGAGAUCAUAUCACAGAGUCACUCUCAGUGUAAGGUUAGAUAUUGUCAAAAAAGUUAAUGAUCUGUUGUUCUUAAAAACAAAAACAAAUUCUACAUAUAACUUUAUACGUCUGAACUUUUGUAUCUUCAUUACAUUGAGGUCCCUUAACCUCAUAUUCCCAAAGAUAUCGCUCUCAUACAUAAUAGUGGCAGGUUGGGCAGGUAGAUAGCCUGUGCACUGUCUGAACGAAUGCAGAAGAAGAGGACUAUUCCUGGUCUUCACGUAAAAGAGGAAGAUUCUGACUGUCAAACAUUGUGAGUACUAGUCAUAUGUUCCUCAUCAAAUACAGGUGAACCACUCUUAUCUUGGAGAGUGCAUCAUUUUUUCUCACUUUAGUUUUAGGAUGAUGGACAGUGUGUGACAUGCUUGCUGUACAAUACCACUGUGGCUUGUUUCUUUUUUUUAAAAUCACAGGUUGUCAUAGGUGGUGUGAACGUGGAUUUUAUUGCUAAGGGGAAAACAGAGAAGCUUGUGGUAUGUUCACAGAAACUCACACAAGCUUCACAUAGGCUUACAUCAAAGAUACUGUACUGUAUACUGUAGGCUUAUGUCUAUUAUAUUCAGAUUAUGUCAAUCUAACGGGUUUAUUUGGUUGCAGACAUAACUACUUUGAUAUUUGACAUUUGGACAGACAAUCCUGGAAUUGUUUGCCUUUGCCAGUCAUUUGGUGGAGUAGGAAGGAACCUUGCUGGUUAGUUAUAAUUUCAUUAUCUGCAAAACUUCAACUGUUUAUGAGGAUAUAAUUUACAAAUAUUACAUUGAGUUAAGGAAGUUUUAAGUUUUGUGAUGUUUUUCCCACCAGACUCUCUGAACAGAAUGGGACAAAGACCUCUGUUCAUCUCAGCCAUUGGAACUGUCUCUCACAGUGAUGCUGUACUGAACUACUCUCAGCACAUGGUACACAUGCAAAGAAGUUUAAGAGCGGUGUUGUGUGCUCUUAUCUCAACUCUAAAUCCGCCCCUUGAUGAGUGGUAACAACUAUUUGUUAUGACCAAAUGCAAAGCAGAAUGAAUCCCUCUCCCAUAGUAUUCUUGCAUGACAUUAAAUUGCUGCUGCUUCCUGUUUUAGCUAAGAACACCAGUGGUGUUGCCAGGCUUCAGGAGCAGAGGACAGCUACUUAUUGUGCUGUGAUCACUGAGAUCGGUGACCUGAGUCUCGGAUUGGGCGACAUGGACAUCUACCAGCGAAUCAGAGAACAGUAUGUGAGUAUUUCUGAAGCAGGUACUCCAGCUACAUUAAACUGUAAAGAGAGUCUGAUUUACGAGACAUCAAAGUCUACAAAUAUCACGUUGUUUAUUUUUAAAUUUUUUAUAGAAUAGCACUGAAAUAAUAACAACUUUGCCCAGGACUAAAUUAGAGGGAAUGUCUAAAUAUCUCUACAAACAGGUGUCCCAGUUUGAGGAAAACCUUUCAUCAGCCUCUCGUGUUUCUAGAUGGAAAUAUACCCGUAUCCAUAAUCGACUAUGUUUGCUCCAUCGCCAAGAAACAUGCAGUGCCAGGUUAGUAUGGAGAGCUGACCGCUUUGACAGUCAUCAAUAGUGAUCGAUCACCAUUUUCUCACCAUCAGUGCAUGUCUGUUUGAUCAGGGCCCAUUCACAAAGAAUCUGAGUAGGAGUGCUGAUCUAGGAUCAGGUCCCUCCUCUCCAUAUAAUCUUAUUCACAAUGAUUUAAAAGGAAAAACUGAUCCUAUAUCAACAUCACUUCUACUCUGAGACGCUUUAUACAGUUGAAGUCGGAUGUUUACAUACACUUAGGUUGGAGUCAUUAAAACUCAUUUUUCAACCACUCCACAAAUUUCUUGUUAACAAACUAUAGUAUUGGCAAGUCGGUUAGGACAUCUACUUUGUGCAUGAUACAAGUAAUUUUUCCAACAAUUGUUUACAGACAGAUUAUUUCACUUAUAAUUCACUGUAUCACAAUUCCAGUGGGUCAGAAGUUUACAUACACUAAGUUCACGGUGCCUUUAAACAGCUUGGAAAAUUCCAGAAAAUGAUGUCAUGGCUUUAGAAGCUUCUGAUAGGCUAAUUGACAUAAUUUGAGUCAAUUGGAGGUCUACCUGUGGAUGUAUUUCAAGGCCUACCUUCAAACUCAGUGCCGCUCAGCAAGGAAGAAGCCACUGCUCCAAAACCGCCAUAAAAAAGCCAGAUUAUAGUUUGCAACUGCACAUGGUGACAAAGAAUGUACUUUUUGGAGAAAUGUCCUCUGGUCUGAUGAAACAAAAAUUGAAUUGUUUGCCCAUAAUGACCAUCGUUAUGUUUGGAGGAAAAAUGGGGUUGCUUGCAAGCCGAAGAACACCAUCCCAACCGUGAAGCACGGGGGUGGCAGCAUCAUGCUGUGGGGGUGCUUUGCUGCAGGAGGGACUGGUGCACUUCACAAAAUAGAUGGCAUCAUGAGGAAGGAAAAUUAUGUGGAUAUAUUGAAGCAACAUCUGAAGACAUCAGUCAGGAAGUUAAAGCUUGGUCGGAAAUGGGUCUUCCAAAUGGAUAAUGACCCCAAGCAUACUUCCAAAGUUGUGCCAAAAUGGCUUAAGGACAACAAAGUCAGGGUAUUGGAGUGGCCAUCACAAAGCCCUGACCUCAAUCCUAUAGAAAAUGUGUGGGCAGAACUGAAAAAGCAUGUGCGAGCUAGGAGGCCUACAAACCUGACUCAGUUACACCAGCUCUGUCAGGAGGAAUGGGCCAAAAUUCACCCAACUUAUUGUGGGAAGCUUGUGGAAGGCUACCCGAAACAUUUGACCCAAGUUAAACAAUUUAAAGGCAAUGCUACCAAAUACUAAUUGAGUGUAUGUAAAGUGGUGAUCCUAACUGACCUAAACAGGGAAUUUUUACUAGGAUUAAAUGUCAGGAAUUGUGAAUAACUGAGUUGAAAUGUAUUUGGCUAAGGUGUAUGUAAACUUCCGACUUCAACUGUACAUACGGACCCUGAUGUGAUAAACUUGUGUUGCAGUGUGGUAUGAGCCAACUGAUUCUGACAAGGCAUGCAAGCCUCUCCUGUCAGACAGCUGGAAGGCCCUGGCCUACACCUCUCCCAACCUGGCUGAGCUGUGUACCAUGAACAAGACAUUAGGCCUUCCAAAACCUUCAGCUGCAAUACUUCAGCAAAGCUGUACUUGGAUAAUUUAUAAUGGCUGUAUGUUUUUCAACACCAUUCUUGGGGACCACCAACCGCUUCACAUAUUUGAACUAUUCCAACACUAGCAUAUCUGAUUUAUUAACCAGUCAACUUAUCAUCAAGCCCUUGAUCAUUUGAAUCAGGUAUUCUAGUAUUGGAAUUUAACAAAGAUAUGGAAAGGCUGGGGGUCCCCAAGGAUUGGGUUGAGAAAUACUGAUUUUGUUUAAGAAGGUGUGUAUGAUGAGCAUAUGAUGAAUGAGAAUGUGGUCUUGUCUUGUGGCGGCAGUGCUGCCUAGCUCUGUGGAGGAGGUUCUGAGCUGUGCCAUGGCUCUCACGCCCCUUAUUGGACCACCUGCACUGUGUGGUGGUGGUGACCCUGGGGGCCAUGGGAGUGCUGCUGUGUGGUGGUGGUGACCCUGGGGGCCAUGGGAGUGCUGCUGUCUGGUGGUGGUGACCCUGGGGUCCAUGGGAGUGCUGCUGUGUGGUGGUGGUGACCCUGGGGGCCAUGGGAGUGCUGCUGUGUGGUGGUGGUGACCCUGGGGGCCAUGGGAGUGCUGCUGUGUGGUGGUGGUGACCCUGGGGGCCAUGGGAGUGCUGCUGUGUGGUGGUGGUGACCCUGGGGGCCAUGGGAGUGCUGCUGUGUGGUGGUGGUGACCCUGGGGGCCAUGGGAGUGCUGCUGUGUGGUGGUGGUGACCCUGGGGGCCAUGGGAGUGCUGCUGUGUGGUGGUGGUGACCCUGGGGGCCAUGGGAGUGCUGCUGUGUGGUGGUGGUGACCCUGGGGGCCAUGGGAGUGCUGCUGUGUGGUGGUGGUGACCCUGGGGGCCAUGGGAGUGCUGCUGUGUGGUGGUGGUGACCCUGGGGGCCAUGGGAGUGCUGCUGUGUGGUGGUGGUGACCCUGGGGGCCAUGGGAGUGCUGCUGUCUGGUGGUGGUGACCCUGGGGGCCAUGGGAGUGCUGCUGUGUGGUGGUGGUGACCCUGGGGGCCAUGGGAGUGCUGCUGUGUGGUGGUGGUGACCCUGGGGGCCAUGAGAGUGCUGCUGUGUGGAGAGCACAACGCUGGGACUGUAGACCUGCAGCCUAGUAGAGAGGAACAAGGGUAAGGGUUGGGAAUACCUAUAGCAUACCAUGAUGGGAAUACCAUGAUGAUGGUGAUGGUGAUGAUGAUGGUUUUUGUUUGUCAGAAGGGUCGGCUAUGUGCCGUCCACUACCCUGCUUUGGCUCAGACCACAGAGGAAACAGUGAAUGUCUCAGGAGCAGGA